ACUCGCACAUGCAUGAACUGCCAAGAGGCACGAACCCUCGAACACACUCACGGGCUCCCAGACUUGAGAGUGAAAUGUGGUUUCGCGAAGACCUUUUAAAGUCCAUAUGGCACGCUUUCACAGCCCUGGACGUGGACCAGCGUGGGAAAGUGUCCAAGUCUCAGUUAAAGGUGCUGUCUCAUAGCCUGUGCACCGUCAUGAAGAUUCCUCAUGACCCCUUGGCUCUCGAGGAGCAUUUUAAAGAUGAUGAUAAAGGGCCUCUCUCCAACCAGGGCUAUAUGCCCUACCUCAAUAGGUUCAUUCUUGACAAGGUACAAGAGGAUUUUGAUGUGCUGGAGUUCAACAAGAUGUGCUGGACGCUGUGUCACAAGAAAAACAUCUGCACAAGCAAUCUCCUCAUUUCAAACUACGACGCCUUUAAAAUCUGGUGCAUUUUCAACUUCCUUUCUGAAGACAAGUACCCACUUGUCAUUGUGACCGAGGAGUUGGAGUACUUCCUGCAAAAGCUAACGGACGCCAUGGCGAGCGGAUGGAGCGAGGAGAACCUUUCGGAUGCCAAGCUCCAGCUGAGCAGCAGACGCUUCCUGACCGUGUGGGAGAUGAUCCAACUGGUGGGAACAGGUGCCUUCAGCAAGGGCAUGCACCAGCAAAGUCUUUCGAUGGGCAUCAACGAGGUCUUCCAGGAGCUCAUACUGGACGUGAUAAAGCAGGGCUACAUGAUGAAAAAAGGCCAUAAGCGGAAGAACUGGACAGAGCGCUGGUUUGUGCUGCGACCCACCUCAAUGUCAUACUACCUUUGUGAGGAUCUUGUUGAUAUGAAAGGUCACAUCACACUGGAACAAAACUGCUCCGUGGAGUCUCUCCCAGACAGAGAAACAAAGAAAUGUCUGUUCAUCAUCAAGUGCCCCAAUAAAAGCUUUGAGAUCAGCGCAUCUGAUAAAAAGAAGAAGCUGGAAUGGAUUCAAGCUAUUCAAAGCUGCAUCCAGCUGCUGAGGUUGGGGCUGCCCUCCCCUCAUCGCGAGGCCAGGCUGAGGCGCCGCGAGCUGCGGCAGAGGCAGCGGGAGAAGGACGACGACCUGGCCGAGAGGAUGAAGCAGCUCCAGGCGGCCAACGACAGCAACCAGAUGCAGCUGGACGUCAUGAGGAAGAAAAUGGAGGCGGUCGCUGUUGAAGCGGCGACCGAGGAAGAGAGGAGGAAGAAGACUCAGCUAGAUCUGCAGGAUCGCUUCAGACUGGACCUGGAGAGAGAGAAAAUGGUGCGUCAGCAGAUGGAGAAGCAGGUGGCCCAGCAGUCCAGUGAACUGGAGCAGUACCUGCAGCGUGUCCGCGAGUUGGAGGACAUGUACCGCCAACUGGAGGAAGCCUUGGAAGACGAGAGGCAGGCCAAGCAGGAUGAAGAGGCCAUGCGCAAGCUGCAGGCCAGGCUGCUGGAGGAGGAGGCCGCCAGGAGGGCGGAGCUGGAGUGCCUCCACCUGCAGCAGAAGCAAGCGCUGUGCCAAACCCAAGCCGAGAAGCAGGAGCUGGAGGCCGAGCGGCUGGACAAGGAGCGAGAGCUGCAGGCCGCCGUGGUGCAGCUGGAGAGGGUGGAGACGGAGCGACACGGUGCUCUGCAGAAGUACGAGGAGGUGUCGAGGAAUCUGGAGCGAGCCUCGAACAAGACCAAGAAGUGGAAAGACCAAGUGGCCAAACAUGAAGGACUGGUGCGUCUCAUCCAGCCAGGCCACAAGGGUCCCCAGAGGGUGACCAACUGGGGGCCGGCCUCGGUGACCGACGUGGAGCUUGAGCUGAGGAAGAAGUUCUGGCAGGAGAGCAAGAAUCACCAAGGUCAAAGUUCAUGAAGGAACAAUGACAACACCUUAAAACAAUUUGAAAUCUUUUUCUCUUCCCACCCACAUCCCAUUUGUCGAUUACACACAGUGGUACCUUGACUCCAUUGACCAAAUGGUUUACUGCAUAGUACUGGAUUGACUCAUUUUUCUCAUUUAUCAUGUCACAGCAUGUGAUAGACUGUUGCUUUACUCAUUAAAAAAUAGAUACAAUCCAAGAU
Molecule: messenger RNA, 2047 nt
Organism: Hippocampus comes (tiger tail seahorse)
Lineage: Eukaryota; Metazoa; Chordata; Actinopteri; Syngnathiformes; Syngnathidae
Gene: swap70a
Product: switching B cell complex subunit SWAP70a
Exons: 12
Coding region: 9-1838 (609 amino acids)
Cellular component (GO): cytoplasm; nucleus
Source: RefSeq, a predicted model, not a curated record